AGGUGCAGCUCCUCAACACCGUUGGGUUUUCUCAGAGGGGAUGUAUCAACUACCUCUCACCUGUCCUCACCAGAACAGAGGAGACCAGACCAGAUUGGCAACACAGAAUGCAGAACCUCUCUAUCUCUUGUGCUCUGGUCUGCCUUAUCAUCUUGGGAAGUUCUGCACUCGUCGGCGCUUUCGGAGUCCUGAAACACCAGAUAAGCGCAGUUCUCGUCACAGGCGUGAUGUACCUGCUGGCAGCAACGUUCGCUUUGUUCACGCUCGCUAUAAUCCACUUCAAGCGCCAGCAAAGCAAGACUCGGACUUCUAGCAUUCCCGUGAGUCCGGAGUGCCUGGACAUUCCAGCUCCGGUUCUAGCUGACGGUGUAUCCCCUUCCAGCGUGGUGGCAACAGAGCCGAGGUUCGCACCUGUGUGGGCUGACUACUACAGUGCCAGGGUGUUCAGUCUAGGAUGGUCGGUGGACCUCGGCUGGGGUGGGGUCAUUCUCUGUGUCCUGGCCAGCAUCUUGUGGAUCCUCCUGAGCAAGAUCAUGAGAUACAACCCCCGGCCCACAGUGAGUCUACUGUCAUAACAAUCACCGGUCGAGGUUUAGACCUGUCUCAAUGCUGCUGCUAGUCAUUAGGAAAGUAGUGACUUUUUAUAAGCGCCUCAACAGAAACAUGAGAUGAAACUACAAACAAAAACUCGCAGCAAGAGAACAUUGAAAGGUCUUGUUUUGGUGCUAAGCCUCACCUUGAUUCUUGAAGAGACAACUCUAUUUACAAGUGUGUAAUCUAUAAAAACCCUUUAAAACGCUGGAGUGUGAUAGUUUUUUUUUAGAAAGUUGAAAAUUGUGGACACCUUCAACAAACUACAAGUGUCUCAAAGAAGAUUGGAUUAUGGUAUCUUCUACAACACAGGACGGAGUAAAUGAUAUCUGAACCACAUGUACUGAGAUUUGUAAUAUAAAUAACAAAUAAUCUUAAAAAAAACGAGUCUUAGAGUAAUAUUCGUCCAGCUUUGUGUCAUAUAUGAGAUUCUAUUUCAUUGAAGAAUUUAUUCACAAUAACUUUUUUUUUUACUCUUCAAAUAAUGAUAAUAUCUAACAUCUUUAAUAUAUA
Molecule: messenger RNA, 1104 nt
Organism: Homalodisca vitripennis (glassy-winged sharpshooter)
Lineage: Eukaryota; Metazoa; Arthropoda; Insecta; Hemiptera; Cicadellidae
Exons: 5
Coding region: 108-575 (155 amino acids)
Source: RefSeq, a predicted model, not a curated record